AUGCUCCUCUACUACAACAAGAGUUUCUUCUGGCUGCUCCUUGAGAGACGGGGCAGUGUCUUCUACAGAUGGGACUCCUUGCUGGGCGGCGUCCUCAUCGCCGGCUUCGGUGGACUGGUUCAGUACCUGCGCGACAGUUGCGACUCCACUCAACCCCCUUCGUGGACUUGCGACAUAGCGCCGGAGAUUCAACAUCACUACGGCUUCCAAGCUCUAGGAGCGGGAGUCACUUUCGCCAUCGUCUUCCGGACGCAGCUGGCGUGGAACCGGUACUGGGAGGCCGUCACACAACUUCACUUCAUGUACAGCAAGUGGGCUGAUGCUUUCUCCCAGUUUCAGGCCUUCGCGGAGGUCACGCGCCGGGCGGCGAAGGAGAAAGGCGACCCGAAGAAGGAAGAGCGCAUAAGGCAGAAGCAGCGCAGGCUCAAGGUGAACUACGCGCUGCUUUCCACCGUGGCCGCUGAUCGCCUCACAAGCGGCGACAACCAGCGGAUGGAAGAGGUGAAUACGCAUCGAAUCCAUACACGCGGCACGAUGAGGAUAGCGAAGGAGGCAGCGGGCUUCCAAGCGCCGACCAUGAUCCCGCGGCAGGAGUUCGACCGAUCUUCCUUAGAAGACUCUGGCUAUGUCGUCUUUGAGACGCCCUCGAAGGAGCAGUUGCAGCUGCUACACAAGUCCAAUGACACGGUGUCAACCGUGAUGUACUGGAUCAUUUGGGAUUUGGCGGAUGCAAUGAAGGACAUCGACAUCGCUCCCCCCAUCCAGUCGCGCAUGUACCAGGAACUCUCCAAUGGCAUGCUCGGCUUCAACAACUGCCUGAAGAUUGCGGACGUCCCUUUCCCUUUGCCGUUCGCUCAACUCCUCGGUCUGUUGCUGAUGGCCUUUUCCCUGCUGAUUCCCAUCUACGUCAUCGUGUUUACGGGCUCCUAUGUGGUCGGUCCGAUACUUUGCUUCUUCCUCUUUGAGAGCCUCUGGUGUCUCAAUGAGGUCGCCAAAGAGCUAGAAAACCCCUUCGGCCAGGAUACGAACGACAUAUCCUUGACCGACUUCCACAUGCGUUUCGUGGACGCGCUGGACGAUGUGAGCUUGUCUGAGCAGCAGGCAAUGCUGCGGCAGAACUUCUUCGGCGCGGACGAAGGACUACCGGCACAACUGCCAAUGGAUCCCGCUGCCCAUGGGGUGGAACUCCUGCCCGCGAAGGAGGUGGGCAUGCGGAUCUGA
Molecule: messenger RNA, 1221 nt
Organism: Symbiodinium sp. CCMP2592
Lineage: Eukaryota; Dinophyceae; Suessiales; Symbiodiniaceae
Source: the annotation of a GenBank genome assembly